Messenger RNA from Darwinula stevensoni, 1368 nucleotides. The record is from the annotation of a GenBank genome assembly. Lineage: Eukaryota; Metazoa; Arthropoda; Ostracoda; Podocopida; Darwinulidae.
CGAAGCACCUCGCCUCUUGCCCGCGCUUCGCAUCACGCCGGGGCGUGCCAGGUCGCGUCUCCGACUCUCUUUCCUCGGAGCGUCGCCGCGUGGAGGAUGCACGGGAAGAGGGAGGACUCGAUUUACUUGGAGGAGCUGAGACGAGCCCUCAUUCUCUACGGAGAUGCACCCGGGCCCGUCACUUCCACCACGAAGUCCCUCUACGAGAAGAGACUUCUUCGUCUUCAGCAGCAGGGAAAUCCCCUCAGAAUAUCAUCGGAAUCAGCAUUGAGAGCGUCGUCAAAGACUCGCGAGAAGAAGAAGGACUGGAUUGAUUCGGAUGAGUUGAGGGAGGCCCUCAUUUGCGGGGAUCCACCUGGGACCGUCACUUCCACCACGAAGUCCGUCUUCGAGAAGAGGCUUCUUCGGCUGCAACAGCAAGGAAAACCUGUUGAAGUAUCGGCUGAAUCAGCAUUGAAAAAGUCGUCAAAACCUUGCGAGAAGGACUCAGCUGAUUCGGAUUCGGAUGAGUUGAGAAGGGCCCUCAUCCUUUACGGAGAUACGCCUGGGCCCAUCACGGCAAGUACGAAGCCCCUCUACGAGAAGAGGCUUCUUCGUUUGCAACAGCAGGGAAAUCCCUUUAGGGCACCGUCUGGGCCAGCGUUGAAAAAGUCGCCAAAACCUUGCGAGGGCGAGGAGUCAAUUCAUUUGGAUGAGCUGAGGGAGGCCCUUAUUCUUUUCGGAGAUACACCUGGGCCUGUCACUUCUGCCACAAAGUCCCUUUACGAGAAGAGACUUCUUCGUUUUCAACGACUGGGAGAUCCCCCCAAAAUCACAACUGAAGCAGUUGUGAAAGUGUCACCACGCUUCCCAGAGGAGCUGUCAACCGCGCUGAAAGACGUAUCCCUGCUGGACGAGGCAAGGCUAUCCCGCCUGGAGGCAGAGAUGGUGUCCGAAUUCCAGCGCCCCGCGAGGGACGCGAACUGGCGUGAGGGGAUAGUGAAGUCGACGUUCACCUAUCUCCUCUUAGAUCCCCGUCUGACCCGCGACCUCCCUGCUCAGACCCAUCUUGACGAGACGAACAAGUUCCGCGCCUUCGUCUCCUCUGUGUUCUACGUCGGGAAGGGACGUCACUCCCGACCGUAUUCUCAUUUCUAUGAGACACUUCGGGCCACUGAGAAAAAGCACGAGGUGUCAGAGAAGUUGAAGCGUAUCCAAGAGAUAUGGACGAGCGGGUUUGGUGUGGUCAUCCUCCACAUCUUCCUCUCCGUCAUCCCGGUCGAGGCUUACACGAGGGAAGCCGUCAUGAUCGAUGCCAUCGGUUCGUUCCAGUUCUCUUCUUUCUUUUCUGUCUUUCUCCAGGGAUUUUCUUUGGAAUGGGGAUUUUGA